Molecule: messenger RNA, 1856 nt
Organism: Lasiosphaeria miniovina
Lineage: Eukaryota; Fungi; Ascomycota; Sordariomycetes; Sordariales; Lasiosphaeriaceae
Product: vitamin B6 photo-protection and homoeostasis-domain-containing protein
Exons: 3
Coding region: 293-1648 (451 amino acids)
Source: RefSeq, a predicted model, not a curated record
GUACGUUGCAGGAUACCAAUUUACAGGCCACAUUCCAAGGUGCUGACGGUAAUUGAACCACACUAUCCGUAGUCGGUUCCAGGCUGGGCGGGAGAUCAGCGUCGUGACGGCCAGCGACGCCAAGGACAACCACGGGAGAGAAUGUCGACUGCAUCAAGUUGGCUCGGGCGGCGAGCGAUGAACGGGCAAAGAUCACCAAUCCCCCACACGUCCCUGCUUUCUUCGGUUCUGUCGUUACGGCGCCACUCCCCCCCUCCCUGGCCAGCGCGUCGCCGCCAAUGUUGGCGAAACCAUGAGCAAGAGCGUCUUCGACAUCGACCCGGCGGGCAAUGUACUCUGCAGGUACACGGACGGCCACGGCGGGGAGAAGGGCGGCCUCAUUAAGACAGAGAAAACCGCCGUGCCCCUUGCCAAAGCUGUCCUCUAUGCCUUCCUCCCCGCCGGCUACCCCCACACAGUCACCGAUGACUACCUCGCGUACCAGACGUACGACUCCCUGCAGGCCUUCGCAUCGUCUAUCACGUCGCUGCUCGCGAACCGCGCGGUGCUCGAAGGCCUAGGAGUAGGCGAUUCGUCGUCGUCGCCUACUGGCGCCCUGAUCCUCAAGAUCACGGGCGACACCAUAUCCCGGAUCGCCACCAUCAUGUUUGCGCACCGCAUGGGCCAGGCGAUCGAGCCCGAGUGCAAGUUCUACCGCUUCCUGGCCGACAUCUUCAACGACUCGGCGCAGUUCCUCGAUCUCCUGACGCCCGCCCUGCCGUACCUGCCCAAGCUCAGCGUCAUCGUCUCGGCCGGCGUCCUGCGUGCGCUCUGCGGCGUCGCCGCCAAUGCCAGCAAGGCCAGCCUCUCGGCGCACUUUGCCCUGACGGGAAACCUGGCCGAGCUCAACGCCAAGGAGGCGUCGCAGGAGACGGUGGUCAGCCUCCUCGGCAUGCUCGUGGGGACGCUGGUGGUGCGCAUGGUUGAGGACAAGCAGGUGGUAUGGAUCAUGAUGAUGGUCUUGGCUGGCGUCCACCUCAUGAUGAACUACCGCGCCGUGCGCAGCGUCAAGAUGCGCUCACUCAACCGGCAGCGCGCCACCAUCGUGUUCCGCGAGUGGCUCGAGCACAACACGAUCCUCGACCCGGCUCAGGUGGCGGAGCGCGAGAGCAUCCUGCUCAGGGGCCGCGGGGACCUGGCGAGCAAGAGCGGCGACUACACGGGCUUCUGCGACUUUGGCUCCUACGGCGAUAUCAAGAAGUUCAACCCGCAGGGCUACCAUCGCUACGACUUCGAGACGGCUGCGUACUUUUUGGGCAUCUGGCACCACGGCGGCAGCUUCUACAUGCGCAUUGCGGUCAAGGAGGGAGAGACGAGCGCCCUAUCGGCCUGGUUCGAUGCCGUGAACCACGCAUAUCACUUCGAUUCGGCGCUCAAGGACGGGCUGGAGAGCCAUUACGAAAAUGAGAUGCCGCUGGGCUAUGUGUCGGAGGACCAGAAAAAGUCUCUUUUCGCGGCGCUGGCCAAGAAGGGCUGGGACCUGGAGGUGAACGCGCUGGAGACUAGGCUGCCGAUUCGUGUCCGGGUUGGCGACGCGAAAAAGGCCCUCCCUGUCUUGGAAAAAGAUCCUGCACACCAUUCUGGGCACCAAGAGGUCAAGAACGAUUAAUCCGAUGGAAGGAUUCGGGCGAUUGGCUGCACAGCAUUGCGGCAAUGGGGUCCGUCUGUACCAACAUUUUGAUAAGCAUAAUAAGGGGGGGCGCGUUUAGAGGUCGAAUCUGCGUAAUAUACCGGAUAUGGAACGCGAUGUGGGUUUGGAACGGGUUGCAUUUUAUACGAGAUACCAUGCGAAUAUGAGGCAAACUUUUUCUUGAGAU